GAAAACAACAAAAGCACUUCACAACAUCGAACAACACAAGUUGAUCAAAAAAAAAAAAACAUCGAACAACACAAAAACAAAAGCAAAAGUACCCCAAUACACCGUACUAUGAAUUAUGAAUAGAAUAUGAUGAUUAACAAGAGUUGUGAAGAAGCAUUGGUUUCAUUGUUGAGCAAAUGCACCACAAAUCUCAGAACCACCAAACAAAUUCACUCUCAUCUCUACAUUACAGGCCUUCACACUCACCCUUUCUUCUUCGGCAAACUCCUUCUCCACUGUGCCAUCUCCAUCUCCGAACAUGCUCUCAACUACACUCUCCGUCUCUUCCAUCAUUUCCCCAACCCCGACACCUUCAUGUACAACACCCUCAUUCGUUCACUCUCUCACUCUUCCACCCCUCACACUUCCCUUCAACCCUUUAUUCAAUUACUUCGCCACACCACUCUUAAUCCCGACAGCUUCUCAUUCGCAUUUGUACUCAAAGGGAUUGCUAAUGACGCUCAUUCGAAGAGACCUGGUAUUCAGAUACAUUCUCAGGCUUUCCGUCAUGGGUUUGAUGAUCAUAUAUUUGUUGGAACGACUUUGAUUAGUAUGUAUGCUGAAUGUGGGUGUUAUCAAUCUGCAAGAAAGGUGUUUGAUGAAAUGUCUCAACCGAAUGUUGUUGCGUGGAAUGCUGUGAUAACUGCUUGUUUUAGGUGUGGGGAUGUGGAGGGUGCUUGGGGUUUGUUUCAAAGGAUGCCUAUUAGGAAUUUGACUUCUUGGAAUGUGAUGCUUGCUGGUUAUGUUAAAGCAGGUGAAUUUGGGUUGGCAAGAAAUUUUUUUUAUGAAAUUCCGAUGAGAGAUGAUGUUUCUUGGAGUACUAUGAUUGUUGGGUUUGCUCAAGGUGGUUCUUUUGAUGAUGCUUUUGGGUUUUUCAGGGAGUUGAUGCGGGAGGGAAUCAGGCCGAGUGAGGUUAGCCUCACCGGAGUGUUAUCUGCUUGUGCACAGGCUGGAGCGUUUGAGUUUGGUAAGAUUUUACAUGGGUUUAUGGAGAAAGCUGGGUUUCUUUGUAUUAUUUCGGUUAAUAAUGCUCUCAUUGAUACCUACUCUAAGUGCGGAAAUGUUGCUAUGGCUAAGAUGGUCUUUCAAAAUAUGCUGGCGGCAAGGUGCAUUGUAUCUUGGACAUCUAUGAUAGCAGCACUUGCAAUGCACGGUUGCGGAGAUGAGGCAAUCAGGGUUUUUCAUGAGAUGGAAGAGUCUGGAGUUAGACCAGACGGUGUCACGUUCAUAUCUCUCCUCUAUGCUUGCAGUCAUAGUGGUUUGGUUGAACAAGGGUGUGCUUUGUUUUCUAAGAUGAAGAAUUUCUAUGGAAUUGAACCCGCCAUUGAGCAUUAUGGUUGUAUGGUUGAUCUGUAUGGUCGAGCUGCUAUGUUGCAGAAAGCCUAUGAGUUUAUAUGUCAGAUGCCGAUUUCGCCUAAUGUAAUCAUUUGGAGGACCCUCCUUGGGGCUUGUAGCAUUCAUGGUAAUAUCGAAUUGGCAGAGCUUGUAAAAUCAAGGCUUGCUGAAAUGGAUCCAAACAACUCUGGUGACCAUGUACUGCUUUCAAAUGUUUAUGCGGUUGCGGGGAAAUGGAAGGAUGUUGCUGGCAUAAGAAGAACAAUGAUUGAACAGAGCAUGAAAAAAGCUCCUGGUUGGAGCAUGAUUGAAAUUGACAAGGUCAUUUAUGGUUUUGUGGCAGGUGAAAAGCCUAACGAGGUUACAGAAGAGGCCCAUCAGAAACUGAGAGAAAUAAUGUUGAGACUCAAAGCAGAAGAAGGUUAUGCGCCCCAGGUAAGGAGUGUCUUGCAUGAUAUCGAAGAGGAAGAAAAAGAAGAUUCAGUGUCCAAGCACAGUGAGAAGCUUGCUGCAGCUUUUGGAAUAGCGAAACUUCCUAAAGGAAGGAUUUUAAGAAUAGUGAAGAACCUGAGGGUUUGUGGGGACUGCCAUACUGUGAUGAAGCUGAUUUCUAAAGUCUAUCAAGUAGAAAUCACUGUGAGAGAUAGAAGUCGCUUUCACUCGUUCAAAGGUGGGGUUUGUUCCUGCAGAGAUUACUGGUGAUAGAAGUGAACGUUUAAUUGAAUUGAAAUGUAAGGAAAAAACUUCUGGUAUCAUUCCUUCAAAUUACAAGACACCUAUUGGAAGUUUUAAAUAAAAAAGAAGUGAAAAGGAUGACAGGCAAAGCCAUACAAGCUAAGGAAGAACAAUGCAUCAUUGAGGUAUUCAACAUGCAACUACUGUCACAAUCGUAAAAUGAAUUUCCAAAACUUGUCUUUGCCUAUAGAAAAUCAGACUGCACCCCCUCCCGAACAUUCAUGAAAAGGUGUUCAAAAUACCACAACUACGGUCGCAUCACUAUCUCUCCAACUUGCUCUCCAUCCACAACUACAGGUGAACCAUAUGCUAAUGGGUCGAGAGGUAGAGGAAUGUUCUGUAAAUGGGAGAGAAAGACCGGAUGCUGAUGCAUGUGGUGCAAAUACAUCAAUUGCAACAUCAACUGUAAAUAUCAAGGCAAACAACCUCCCAAGUAGCAUCUGCACAUGCUUCUGCAAGUGCCAGUCUGCUUCCAUCCAAGCCCAAGUAACUGCAGUCUGCUGCAACCACUACAUGAUUGCUCAUGGAAGGGGAUUAUGGGUUUAAUUCCUUUGAAAUGUGGAGUUGUGAGGCCUAAAUUAGGGAUGAUCAGAGCUUUCAUGUAUACCCUUGUGUUAUAACUUAUAAGGUCACAACUUCAGCACACAUUUGGAGAAUAGGAGACUUGAGCAUAUGCAGGAAACCCGAAGAGCCAAUCCAUGUCCCUAAAUCAAAACUGUCUUUUGCUUUUUUUUGGUGCUAGUGUAAGUAAGACUAAUAUCCAUUUUAGGUGUUUCAGUGUUGAUGUUAUUCACAGUAUAAUAGAUUAUUUUAUAACUGAAUAUGGUUGGUUAAUAUUUGGUUUAAUACUCCAAUUAUUUGCUGGUGUAUUGACUAAAUUUGGUUUAUGAUAACAGUUUAUUUAGAGUCUUUUAAUCAUAUCCAUCACUUAAUGCUACUACAUGUACAUGUACUCCCUUGAUAAUACCCAUUACUCAAUAUUAAUCCUUAUUAAUGCUGGUUUA
Trifolium pratense (red clover) is the source of this 3113-nucleotide messenger RNA. RefSeq names its product pentatricopeptide repeat-containing protein At1g74630. The record is from RefSeq and is a predicted model, not a curated record. The coding region runs from base 127 to 2076 and encodes 649 amino acids. Lineage: Eukaryota; Viridiplantae; Streptophyta; Magnoliopsida; Fabales; Fabaceae. Gene Ontology annotation, biological process: RNA modification. The transcript has a single exon. Gene Ontology annotation, molecular function: zinc ion binding; protein binding; RNA binding.